CUUCCUCACAGCGAGAAAGUACUUAACGACGGUAAGUAGAAAUGUUUUUUGCAUGUUGUGGACCCUUCAAAAUUGUUGUUUUCUGGCGCCCAACCUGUAUAUAAAGCCCGCCAAAUUUCUACCAGGAAAUUCAUUGAGCAGCUUCUUCACAUUUUGCAUUUUGCUUUUCAAUUUCUGUGUUAUCAACCAUAACAGUGCAAAAGAAGAAAUGGAGGGAAGUCAGCUCCAACGUCAAGCAGCUGCCAUGAGGAGAACCCUCUUUGAACAGGGUUAUCUCGAUGAACAAUUCAUUCAGCUGGAAGAACUUCAAGAUGAUGCUAACCCUUACUUUGUGGAAGAAGUUGUCAAACUUUUUUACACGGAUUCCUCGAGAUUCAUCCGCAACAUUGAAUUGGCAAUGGAAAGAAAUCCUUUGGAUUUUGACAAGUUGGAUGAUGUUAUGCACCAGUUUAAGGGUAGCAGCUCAGGGUAAUAAUAUAUGUAAAUUCUAGCCAGUUGGUAUAGUCUAAGAUCAUCUAACUAAAUUUUCUAAAUGGGUCCUAAACUUAAAACAAUAAAAAUGAAGGAGUUAUGAGACAAAUCAUCGUUCUCUUUCCAUCUCAAAUUAGUAAAUAACGACUCAUGCUUUUUCUUUUUUUUUUUUCUUUUUUUUUUGGAGAGGAGGGUAAGUGUCAUGUAUAUAAUGUAAACUGUAAAGAGCAUAACAAAUCAUUUUUGAAAAGUUGAAGAUUCCGUGAUGCAAAAGUCAACACCCUUCCCCCACUCGAAGCCGUUGCGGAGUUCAAUUUUUUUGGUCAUUCGGCAAUUUAAUUCUUUUUCAUUUUAUUUUUUUUCCUUUUUUGAAAAAAUAUAAAGGAGUGACAUUCUAAGGCUGGUUUUUUCUUUUACCACUAGUAACGAUAAUUAACGAAAAUUGAUUCUCUAAAUUUAACUUCACAAAAUCUGUCAUAUUUUUAUGAUUUCCCUAAGGCUUGAUAGCAUCUCUCAUACAGCCUAGAUAAUCUAGAGAGGUCUCGCAUCUCGAUCUUUGCCUUCGUCUCCUUAUUUUGUACUGCAAAAAUUUUGGUUUUUUAUUCUUUCACUUAAUACUAUAAGCAUCAAUGUUGAGAUUAUACUCGUUUGAAGAUCACAAAGCUAGUUCCUUUAUUAGACACAUCUGAUAAAAUUGAAUCGAUGGAGAAAGGAUCAGAAUCGCAUUCCAUCCCUAAAGAUUCUAAGGGUCCAAUACUAUCCAGUAUCCAAUCAUUCACUGUAACCAACAAAUUGGGAUCAUGUGUUUUAGUUCCUACGUGAACCCCAAAAAAAGGUUUUAUUUAAAGAUUCUCUUCAAUCAUUUCAUCAUAUCAAAAUUCAAAACCACAUGCAGCACGUAAAGUAAGCACAUAAUGAAAAUCAGUGAAAUUGCAAAGUUUUGAUGGUCCCAAUGACACUGAAUUUUGGUUUUCAAUUUUUUUCUUUUUUUUCUUUUGAUGUUAGGAGGAUUAGAAAACAGAAGGGGCUAGAUUACAGCAUUCUCAAUUUGCUUUGUUUUUUGAUGCAGUAUUGGAGCCAAAAAGGUGAAGAAAGAGUGCACACAAUUCCAGGACUACUGCAAAGCAGGAAAUGCUGAAGGGUACGUGAACGUAAAAGUUUUCACUGAGCGAACGAUAGCAUAAUUUUCUUUCCGACCCAAAAUAAUUGUAUGAAAAAAAAGUAAGAUAGUGAUUAAAAAAAUUAAUCAUUAAAUUUAACAGUGAGUCUCUCAAAAUUCAUGAUAUUUGUGUUGUACAGAUGUUUGAGGACCUUACAAGCAGUGAAACAAGAGCACGCAAACCUAAAGAGGAGGCUGGAAGCAUAUUUUCAGGUAACUUCAAUAUUAUCAAAGAAUCAUCCAUAUACAUACAGUAUAUGAUUGGGCUGAAGUUUUUCGUUAUAUUUUAACAGUGCUGUAAAAUCCUUUUUAUUGCAGUUAACCAGACAAAUUUGAAGAUGAACAAACAAAGGGAUAAAAACAAGUAGUAUCAGUAUGAGCAAAUAACGAUACCAUGGACAAAAACUACAUUCCAACUGUAUUUGGAAUUUGUUCAGAUAAUCCUCAGUUGGGCCGUGAGAGUUACAAUGCGCGGGAUAAUCUGAAAGUUUUAUAAGUUACUACUUUAUUAUUAGAAUAGAAUGAGAGGCAUGUAAUACAUAUGUGUAAUUGUGUAUAGCUAACAAGAAAUAUUUAAGCAAAUAUGGUGACCCAAUUAAUUAUAAGCAAGAAUGGUUUCAUGGUGAAUAAAUGCAUACUACAUAUUAAUUUCUUUUCUGUUUGUGAUUCUACCCAACUUAAUGGAGGACCAAAAGUGAUCAAAUUUUAAAGAUGAUGGUGC
This is a messenger RNA of Oldenlandia corymbosa var. corymbosa, 2351 nucleotides long. The record is from the annotation of a GenBank genome assembly. NCBI's taxonomy places the organism in Eukaryota, Viridiplantae, Streptophyta, Magnoliopsida, Gentianales, Rubiaceae.